Messenger RNA from Exophiala mesophila, 2608 nucleotides. RefSeq lists its product as uncharacterized. Gene Ontology annotation, molecular function: protein binding. The record is from RefSeq and is a predicted model, not a curated record. The transcript has a single exon. Lineage: Eukaryota; Fungi; Ascomycota; Eurotiomycetes; Chaetothyriales; Herpotrichiellaceae. Bases 144 to 2126 code for a protein of 660 amino acids.
UUCACACGCCUCCUUCGCGCCAUUUGGAUAUUUCGAUUGUUUGGAUUUGUAGUUGUGCAAGUUACGCUGUUCUCGAGUCCUGAAACAGGUUUUGUGAUCAACCAGAUGAACGGCGCAGUCUUGCGCGUUCCAAAAGUGUUACAAUGCCUUCAUUCGACGACGACGAUGACCGUAACUCUCAAGAUGGUAGCUCCGACAACGAUAAUGAUAAUGACAACGAUGGGGACGAGACUAUGAGGGAUCUCGAUGACGCUGAUGGUGAUGGUGAUGGCGACGGCGAUGGAGACGGAGACCUUGAUGGCGACGAUGACGGCGAUAAUGAUGGUGAUGGUGAGGGCGAUGGCGAUGGCGACGGCGACGGCGACGGCGACGGUAAUGAAGAUGAAGAUGCAGAUGGGGAGAGCCAGUCCGGAGGCAGUCAACGAUCCGAUAACGAUGAACCUGGAGAAUCUAAUCCUACCCAGGAUGGUGUACAGCAGUCUUUUGCUAUGCAGGCCGAUGCCUUACGCGAUGCGGCUGCCCGAGCCUUGAUCCGGCCAGAGUACCUCGAAGCCAACACCUAUGACAUUGUGCCAACGGUCGCCGCCCCUCAGAGUACUUCGAUCAAUGCUGUUUGUUCUACUGCAGACAUGCGAUGGGUUUUUACUGGUGGAUCCGAUGGCUACAUUCGAAAAUUCAACUGGGUCGAUUCUAUCAAUAACAAACUGGCGCUGACGGUGGCGCAAAGACAUCCUUUUGUCGAUAGUGUGGUGAAGGCAGGAGUUCUGAUGACCCAUUGGGAGAAUUGGGACGCCAGGCCCGAAACAACCCAGUCGCUUUCUCCUGUUUAUUCCCUUGCAUGCCAGAGCCAGGCACUUUGGCUCUUAUCUGGCACGUCAUCAGGGCCAAUACGUUUGCAGUCUGUUAGACACGACGAAGGUCGAGAGCUAAGAUUGUUACAUAAACACACCUCGGCUGUAUCGGUGCUGACUCUAUCUUCUGACGAGCGAAGUGUGCUUUCUGGAAGUUGGGACAAAACUGUGCUUGACUGGGAUUUGGAAACGGGUCAAGUGCGAACCACCUUUGCUGCCGGUGCUGGACAAAUUUCGGCGAUCGAAAGUCGGCCAAUGUCGUCCCUGCCUGUUCCUGCAGAGUCUGGAGACAUUGUUGUUCCCAACGGAACAUUUUCCUCCAGCGACUCUAAACCGACUGCCAAUGGUACCAAAGUCGAGACAUCGAGCCAGACUGGCGGGGACGGCAUUGUUGCAACGCCAGAUUCUCUAUUUGGCGACGGCGGAGACGAUGACUUGUUUGGCGACGGGAACGUGAACAUGACUAACGGUGGAGAUCUCACUGAUGUUUUUGGCGACGACGUGGACGAGAUGAGCCGAGCCAUGGCGAGCGGUCCACUUCCCGAAGAACAAAUCGAUCAAGACAACAAAGAUGUACCCAACAUAUCGGCAGCUGUGGACAACCCUUCUCUGGAGGAAACAAGUUCAGCUAUGCCCUCUGAUGUGGUCAAUGGUGUGAAUGCUGAUGAACAGCUUCUAACUAAUGGAUUACCGCACGCAGACGAUAUGGAGCUAGACGGACCUGUGCAGGAGAGCGCCGAAGAAACAGCAACACUCCCUACCUCGGAUUCUACCUUUCUGGCCACAUCCAUUGACGGGCCUAUCCGAGUGUGGGAUCGGAGACAGCCCGAACCUGUGGCACGCAUCCUGCCACGCAAUGCACCUCCUUGGUGCCUCAGCGCUUGUUGGUCGCCGGACGGCAACUAUAUCUAUGCAGGACGAAGGAACAACACGGUGGAGGAAUAUGACCUGCGAAAAGGGCUCAAAGGGCCUGAGCGGGUCUUCAAGUUUCCUAAUGGAAGCGGGGCGGUCACAUCGGUGAAGGCCAUGCCCAACGGACGGCACCUCAUUUGUGCCUCUUAUGACAUUCUUCGACUAUAUGACCUCCGUGAGACUCAGUCAGCCAGAUCGACGGUACCGUUUCUGAUUGUUCCUGGUCAUCGAACGGGGGUGGUGUCUCACUUGUAUCUCGACCCCGCGUGUCGCUUCAUGUUAUCCACGGGCGGAAACCGAGGAUGGGAAGGUCAGUCCACAGAAGUCCUGCUGGGCUACGAGAUUGCAGUCCCCGACAAGUGAGAGAACAAGGGCAAUGUUGAUGACACAGAUUCGACGUUUAUUGGUUCAUUGUCAGUCAUCGUCAGCGACCAUGCUUUGUAUGGGUUGACUGCACUUUAUUUGGCACGCGCUCCUCCUUGUCACAAUAUUCGGUGAGAAAAUUUACUUGCUCAUCACUCCCUCCAGUGGAUUCAACGAUACAAACCUUUACGCCCAGAUGACUUGAAUGAGGCUCUGUCAGUGUACCCAAGAAAUUUCAAGGCAGCGCACAGGCAUAGCAGGGCGAUUAACAGCAAAAAGCCCAAUCAAGUGAGCACCUCGUAAGGUGAUGACUUGCCGUAAUGUGGCUACAGCGGAUCAUCCAGUCAGAAAUCAGAGAAUACGAGUCCAAGAAUAGACAGUGAUAGGCGGAUGUCAAGACCCAAAGGGUGAAUCGAGCGCAGUUAUACACCUCACAAGAUGGCGGGGAUUGUCUUGCCUGGGAGUCAAGUGGGCAGGGACUC